UUUUGUUUUAUUUUGAACAGUCAUCGAACUCGGAAUCUCUGGACAUCUUUCUGACCUGAAAAUCACUGAUGUCAUGAUUUGACCUUGUUCCCCCCCACUUCCCAGUUUACCGGAUUAACAGACACAAUCACUGUCACCAUGCAAUCCUUCGUCUAUACAUUUCUGUUGAGAUGUUUUAAUGGUUAAAAGCAGGGUUUGAAUUGAGGGGGUAUGUGAGGAUAUAGGCCUUGUUAUAGACGUGCAAAAAGCAUAUGCUACCACUUGUUUGCUUAGCCAUAGGAAAAGCAAUGACGGUCCAGAUUUUAUAAAGCGAUCUAGGCUAUAACAAUGAUAAACUCCACGAUUAUUUCUGCAGUCUACUAGCCUAUCGAAGGUCUUGCGCAGCCUAAACAUCACAGGAAAAUGUGGUUGGCUUAUUAAAUGCUCUGCAAUGUGAGCUAUGCCUAAUGCAAAAUACCAAAAUGUUAGAAUCGGUAUGGGUCUAUGCAUUGACCAAAGAGCUUAACAGAUAACAUGAAUUAUUCAGGAGAAUCCUAUUGAAUCAGGCUAUUCAUUUCAGUGCAGUUGCAUUCUUACGCAUAUCCUUAGACAAAACGGAACCGAAAACACCCCAGCCUGUUUUGAUCACAGAUCAUGAUGAAGCCUGAACAUUUAGUCUGUUUGUCAUUGAUUUAGCCCAGAAUUGCCUACAGCUUUGAUACACAUGAACACCUAUAUUUAAUCUGGAAUUGACAAACAAAAACCUGACUAGGAUCCCGAAUUUCCCCCAAGACAAAUGUAUUACGAAUUAGGAUAUAAGUAUUCCUAUUAAUUUGCAUAGGCUAACCAUUGUGAUUAAUGUUAUUUACCAUCUUCUGCUUUUUAUGAAUGAACAGGCAUCAGGGUAAACAUGUCAUUGCAAUGCCCCCCACACGCACACAUUAAUUAAUGAUACUUACCUUACAGAUCACAAAGUGAGCUAAUUUCCACUCCAUACAUAUGCAAAUACAUUUGAUUCAUACACUGGGUUGUCUGGCUGGUAUGUUUUCAUUUUAAUCAGGCAUUCCCUGAUCUACACUGAAAUAAUUUCAGUCUUCAAUUACGAAAACAAAAAAAUUAGUACACCCUUGUGGUUGAAUAUAUAUUGUAUGUCUUAUGAGCCAAUUAAUAAUGUUGAACUAACAAAUACCAUCAAGAGAUACGUUACAAUUUACAGUACCGAACACGUUAUGAAGCUGCUGUAAAAUAUCUAGCAAUAUUUUAGAUUUAGAUAUAUAACUAUUGAUAUUUUUUGGUACAUGUUUGACAAUUUACUUUCAGAUCUGUUUCGUAUACUCACAUGGCAAUCAGACUGAAAUACAGAAUUCUGGUUUGUGGACUAGAGAGGAGUUCUCACUGUGAGGCCAGCAGGGAUUCACUCUAGUUAAGAGUUUGAGCAAGGAAGCAGGCUACAGUCCAACAAUAGCAGAACAGCUCUACAUGUUAUACUGGUAUUUGUUGUGCACUGAAUAAUAACAAUACCAGCAAAGAUGGCCAGCCAGCUACAGAAGUUUGUAUCAGAGAAGAAGAACAUGGUAGAGACUAUAAUGGAAGUGUUUGAACAGGGAGCUGAGGUGGUGGCCAGUAUCGCAGGUGACCUCUUCCCUGUUUUUGCCAUCGCUGCUCCCAUCUUGAAAUUGGCACUGGACAAUGUGGAGAGUAAGGAAGCUGCGUUUAUGAAGGAGCAGUUCCAGAAGGUUCGUGAACACCUGGAGGUGGUUUCAGAGGAGAUGCAGCGGAUUAACGAGGAAAUCAAGAAGAGCGGCGCGGACGCUGCCUACUUUUCUGUAGAGGAGAACAUAUCCAACCAGUUCCGCAAGUACAUGGACAUCCUCAAUGCCAAACCCAAGUUUCGUGAGGUCAAAAAGAAGCUUUUCAUGGAGCAUUUUGUCAAAACAGGUGGCGACAAAAACCUUCAUACCCUCUACAGUGCCGUGACAGGAGACAACUUCUCUGGAGAGUCAGUGUUGGAGAUUACUCUUAACUAUGAGGAGAAAAGUCGACGCGCCAUGGAAGACUUCUGUGCCAGGUUGAAGAAACUCUUUUGCAUAGGCCUCAUCGCUCUGAUGGGUUACACCGCACUAAAGGACUGCGAUGACGAAGAGAAGCUUCUUCAAGACUGGGGUGAAAAGAUGAAGGAGGUACAGGUGAAAAUGAAUGCUGUCAUCGAGGACUGCAUCACCAGCUUCUCCAAGCAGGCUGAACUGGAUUCCCGGAGGUUGGUUAGGGACCAUUCUGACCUGAGCAACCAGCAGCUGGCUGACUCCAUUUUGGAGAAGCAAAAAAAGUAUGACUGGGUGUGCUGGUCUGUCCGUAUAUUCAGCUCCCCUUCAGGCCUGUUCUCGAACAAAAAAGACAUCCAGUGCCCCACAGGAAAAAGUCGCUUUCAGGUGCCAGCGACAGACGAGAAGCUGAACGUCAUGGUGUCCUACAGUGCCUCGCCCGAGCCUCUGAACAAGGCCCACAUCCAGCAGCUGAUCCAGAGUCAGAAGAAACUCACCGUAGUGGGUACAGCUGAGCUCCUGUUUGAGCAGUUGCCAGGUGCAUGUGCAGUCCACACGGUAAAGACUUGCAAAGAUCUGGCCUGUGCCUGGAGCUUUGCCGAAGAGCUACACUACUGGGAGGAGCACAAGAACUUCUAUGUUUGCAUUCACUAUAAUUGACGUUUUCUCACUUAAAAAUGAAUUAAUAAUUAGCCAUAGAUACCAACAUUAUAUUCAUUCCAAUUUGGUCUUUGCACUAAGACUGACAUUCCCAAGUACUUUCUCUCUUUCUCCGUUGAGUUCUGAUCCCCAGCCAUACUAAUGAGAAGGAACACAGGGUAACACUUAUUAUAAAGCAUGAUACUUACCAAAGACUGUUUUACCUGUUAAUCUAUUCUUUGUAAUGUUUUUCUUUUAUGUAUCCCCCCUACUCUGUGUUGCCUCUGAUAAUGUCAAUUAAACUUUGGGUCUUGAUACAUAUUCUAAA
Messenger RNA from Salmo salar (Atlantic salmon), 2988 nucleotides. It is a transcript of the gene rpz4, whose product is annotated as rapunzel 4. The record is from RefSeq and is a predicted model, not a curated record. NCBI's taxonomy places the organism in Eukaryota, Metazoa, Chordata, Actinopteri, Salmoniformes, Salmonidae.